This is a messenger RNA of Exophiala aquamarina CBS 119918, 4053 nucleotides long. RefSeq lists its product as uncharacterized. The record is from RefSeq and is a predicted model, not a curated record. Lineage: Eukaryota; Fungi; Ascomycota; Eurotiomycetes; Chaetothyriales; Herpotrichiellaceae. Bases 1 to 4053 code for a protein of 1350 amino acids. Gene Ontology annotation, molecular function: protein binding. The transcript has 3 exons.
AUGCGCGUUCAUUUCGAGGAGUUCGCUGCACAGUUGCGACUGCGUCGACACCACGAACAUCGAAAGCGAAUACUAUCAAGUAGGAAGAGGCAUCUUCAGAAUGCAGUGGCACUAUCUGCCCGCUUGCACCGCGUGGGGUCAUGGGUGCAUGUAGGACUAGUGCAGAUAUCAACGCAAGGCGAUGCUGCUGGCUUCUCCCGAGUACAUCAGCAUAUGCAGGACUUGAUUGACCUGUGUCUGUCUCAAUGGUCCCACGAAAUUCAGGCUUUGGAUGUGCAACCUUCAUCGAAAUCGGCCGACAAUGAGUCUUUUCUUAACCAGCUACAACCCGCCAUCCGAGCCGAUUGUCUUGAUUUGAUCCAUACCUUGAGGGCCAAACCAAGUUUUCUGGUCGAGAAGUUCAAGGCCAUGUCUGCCGCUCAGAUCUCUGCACUGUCAACUUUCCCUAGGUUCUCAAAACUAUCUGAUUCUGUCCUGUCGUCGCUUUCGCAGAACCGAGGGCGAAAUUCUCAGAGAAAGCGAAUCAAAGCCUACUCAAAAGAGCUUGAAGAGUAUGCCUCGUCCUUCGAGAGAUCCAAUCCCCUUUCGUUCCUUCUUCACAACGUCUACGGCACAUCUGAUGAUCUCAGAAGUCAUGAAAGUCGGUUGCGGAUAUCAACAUGGUCUUCCAUUUGUGCCAGUCUGAUGAUGGAGUCCGAACCAGCGUACGAUGAGAUCAUUGGCCAUGUACUGUUUGCCUUUGCUUCUCUAUAUCAGUGGCAAAUUAAGGAUCGGUUGGAGUUGUUUUUGAUGAAGAUUUUACAGGAGGGAGCGUUUCUUUUGGAUCGUCCAGAGACUUCCGCUUCAGCAUCUCAAUUCGAAUUUGUUGGCAACUUCGAUGCAUUCGGUACACCACAAGCCCAAGAGUUCUUCAAUGAGGCGGUUAAGGAUCUUCUACAAUUGCUAGCUUGUGACGAUGGCAUUCCUCCGGGCGCCCUCCAUCUCAGUCGUGCGAUAAUGGCCAAGCUUCCAUCCGUGGAAGAUCAAUUGAAAUUCAGGGGUGACUUCAUUUUCAAGUGGUUUAUGAGAGAUUUCUUGCGAAUCGCCCUAGAGUUUCCAGAGGACGAGGGAAUGCUUCUCCAAUUCCACAUUAGCGACAAAAAACGAGGCUUGCUCCUGCAUCACCUCUACGAUCGUACCUCUAGCCGUGCAGGUGAUGUCUAUAGUUCAGUACGAUCUCAACCAGUUGACCCAGCGGUUCAUUGCUAUGUAGAUCUGCUUAUCGACCAAGUCCAACCGUACGGCCAGUAUUUCGAUCCGUACGAUGCUAGCAGCCCAUCACAGCCUCGGGGCACACUCUAUUCUCCAUCAUACGUGUCCAUAUGCGCAGCAGAUAUCACGCAUAUUUUGGACAGCCUCAGCCCGCAAUUUAUCCACACCUCCAGUACCUGGGAUUCCUUCAUGAGCUCAUCACAUUCCGCUUUUAGCAUGCAAUAUCCAAUCUCUCGUACCAGUGGCCGAUUUGAUAAGCUCCGUCAGGCUGUUCUCGCUACGAUUGAGCCAGGACACUCAUCCAAAAAUGUCCACCCAUGCCAAGAACACUGGGCAACACUGAUAGUUUCGGCGACAGGACAGCUUCAAGAGCUUCCAGAUCUGCACAGCACGCACCAAAAGACCACACAUCUUGUCAAAAACCUUGAUACAGCCCAGGACGCGGCCGUACAUUUAGUGGAGGGAUUGUCCACUUCCGAUCAACAACAUCCAGGCACACCCACGAUCAGAAUGGGACAGUCUCUGUCUGAAAUGUUCACCAAGGAAAGAAUUAUUGCCCAAGUCCAGACCGACAGUGUCGCAGCCCUGUAUUGGCACACGGCCCACGAAUUCCUGCGACUACAGUAUCCUGUUACUUUUCUGACUGGAGACGACACAAAAGUCCUUGCACCUAUCAUUGCAGCCUUGAGGGACUCUGACCAUGGAAUCUCAGAUGGUAUUACCCAGCUCGAAGAGCAGGUCGCUGACUUGGAGUCUUCAUUUACUGCAGCUAGAGCUAGAUUGACAAGAUUGAUGACUGCAGUGGAAAAGCUUCGACUCAAGGUAUGGUACGCCAUGAAUGUUGUGAUAUCAAUUGAAUACGAAGGGGCCAAGAAUAUCUCGACAGCUUUAAACAAUAUGGCAUCCUCGACUCCCUGGUCUCCGGAAUUUGUCCAAGAUGGGAGAGAAGCAUCAGGGUCCAGCCGCCCGAGUACAUCUGGCACUUCAACAUCGUCGUUCUUUGAUCAGCCACGAAUCGACACAAUGACUAUUCUCAAAGCACCAAAAGAAUAUGGUGGCCCAAGAAAACUAUCAGACCCACAGAUUGACAUGACGAGGAAAUGGCUCAAAAGGGUAGACAAUUUCUGCAAAGGUGAGGAGAGAAUCCACCGGUUUUGCAUGGAGGUCAAGCUCGCCACCAAAAAGCUUGUGGGUGAAACAAUGAGCGACAGCCCCGUUCUUUGGUCAAGUGAACUUUUCGCACGCGAGAAAGUACUCUAUGAUGAACAGGCGAGUGCAGUGUAUAGCGCUCAACCAAGUACGAGAGCUCCCAGUGUCAUGAGCGAGCCCCUCUCAUCUAGUCCUUUCCCGAAUCGAUUUGGACUCCUUGGGUUUCGAUCAUCAUUCUACAGCCAAUCGUCAAGCCGAGCAGGGAGCGAUCUGGCCUCGUUGAUCAGUUCACCAGGACGUGCACCCACAGUCACCACGCUUGACACCGGAAACACCAUUUUUACGCCUCCGCAAUCAAACCCGCGAUCAGCAACUUCGAUCUCCUCUCGAUCGCGCCCUGCAUCAACCUUCGAAGGAACUAAUCUGGGUCGUCCAAUGGAUCACAGUGCGGAAAAGGCGCGCUUUCUCGAAAACCUUCAACAGGGACUAACGUGUAUGUUGCUGUCGGACCUUGGCUGUCUCGUUUGGAGCCUUGGAAGCGAGACAGACACGUGGAUGAGCACGGUGAGGGCUACACAGAGUGUCAGUGAUCGACUUCGGCAGAGAGCAUUGAUGGCUCGCCUCAUGGCCGAGUCCGAAACUUCAAUUAAUGCCAAUCAUCUGCAGGGCAGAAAUCCCGGACACGCAAGAAAAAGAAGUCAAAGUUCCGGAGCGGCCGCUGAUGCCUCCCCCAUAAUUACACGUGCGAGUGUUCUUGAUACGAUUGAGACAGUCUUGAAUGAUCCCACCGAGGAUGGAGACCCGAGCAAAUUUACAUUUCGGAGGGCAUUUGAAGACAUACUGGCUCGAGUCAGUCAGCACGUGGAUCCUAAUUUGAAAUUGAAAGCAAUUGGGGAUUUCAGACACCUCUCGUUGCUCCUUCGGAAAUCGCUGAUGGCAAGGUCAGGCACUGAUGCAGAGCGAGGAGAAACAACACGUCGUCGCAGUCUCAAUCCCAGCCUCCUAACCGCAAAUAUGGAGCGCAUAUACACGAAGGAAAAUCGAACGAGACUGCUUGACGCCGGCCCUGAUAACACUGAGGAGUCCGAUACCGUCCAACUUUUGAAGCGACUUCUCUUUGUCUUGUGCCCCAGGACUAUAUUUCGAGAUCUACAAUAUAUCUCAGCGUUUGUGUCUUCGCAUACACUAGACAAUACUGAAACGGGGCGAGCAUUCCUGCAUGUUGGACUGGCAACGUUGGCGUGGAAAGACGAGGUCUGUCGUGGAAUGGUCGAUGUGGCGGAUCGCAUCGUGGUGAAAGACUCGACCAAGAGACAGAACAGUGGGGACAGAGAGAAAGAGGUAUCGAUCGCCAAAGCAGCGGAGUACUGGAUGAUUGCGGCACGGGAAGGGAACGCUAUCGCACAACGAGAACUGGCAAGCUUGUAUCUGACACAUCCUGAGAGCACGCCCGUCAUUAGUAUGCCAUUAGCACUUGGAUCGGAUAUCUUCAAGAGUGAAAUGAUGUGGACAGAAAAAGGGGAAAGAGCGACACGGCAUAGCAGUCAAGCUCUAUGUCUUGCGUUGCACUGGAUGCAACACGCAGCCAACAACGGCGACGCAGUUGCGCGGACGAAACUAAGUGAGCGACAAGCAGGUCGUUCGAUUCGAUGA